Myxocyprinus asiaticus (Chinese sucker) is the source of this 1474-nucleotide messenger RNA. RefSeq names its product endonuclease domain-containing 1 protein-like. Lineage: Eukaryota; Metazoa; Chordata; Actinopteri; Cypriniformes; Catostomidae. The transcript is spliced from 2 exons. Gene Ontology annotation, molecular function: metal ion binding; nucleic acid binding; hydrolase activity. The record is from RefSeq and is a predicted model, not a curated record. Bases 49 to 963 code for a protein of 304 amino acids.
UGCUCAGGUGAGACAGUCGAGAAGUUCCCUUCUGUGCUUCUGACUAAAAUGCAUCUCUCCAUCAUCCUUGUGGCUCUUGCCUUCACAUUGUUGCUCACCGUACACUGGGUCACAGCAACCGUGGUUGAAGAUUUCAACCAUGUUGAGAGAUGCAAGGAUUCACUCUAUAUGGGCACCCCACCACGGGGUUUCACUGAUCCCAAGCUCAAAAAGAUUUGCCAGCGCUACGCUGACAAACCACGAUAUGUGACCCUGUACGACCCUAAAAAACGCAUCCCAAUGUACUCUGCAUACACCUUCAAGAAAACAGAGGGCGAUCGACGUGUGGACUACCCCUGGAUGUAUGAGCCUCAGCUUGCAGAACUGGAUGGAAAUGGGAAUAUGUUGCCUUUCCCUACUGGCUACCUACACAUGAAGUUUGAGGAUAGCCAGGCCGUUUUGGAAGACUACUCUAACGUAGUACUGUACGAGAGAGGCCAUCUGAACCCAGACCAGCACCAGUCUGACCCCCAUGACCGAGCAGCCACCUAUGCACUCACCAAUGUUGUGCCAGAGGUGCGGGAGUUCAACAUUGGACCAUGGCGCCAAUACGAAGAGCGCAUCCGUGUACGGCUCAACAACUACUGCCGGGGCACUGCCUACAUUAUUACUGGGGUUACCACUACUGGAAAUAUGAUCCGACGUAACAACCAGAAUAGAGUUGGCAUCCCUGACGAAGUGUGGUCUGCCUACUGCUGCACUGACUAUGACCGGAAUGCACCACACAUCGAACGCGUCCACUUCCCAACCCAAGCAGCCCUUGCCAAGAAUGCAAAGGAGGGGAGCGCUGUUCAUGAGCUCAUAUUGAUGGACCUGGAGGAGUACCUGAAGAAAAGAAUUGAUGUAGACCAGAACUUCCAACUGUUCUAUGAUAACUGCAAAGCUCCUUCACCUCUUCCUCCCUACCUUCUUCAUACCAUAUGACAAGACACACCUUCAGCUUACAGCUUUGCUUUGGUUGUGGUUUCCUUUUUCUUGCUGUGUGUGGGUUCUUACUAUCCCUGUCUGUUUUGGCAAUUUUGUAAUUUUCAUAAUGUUAAAUAAAAUGUUUAAUACGGUAGUCUGAUUUUCAGGAUGUUAAUGGAAAAGUUGUCACUUUAUGGUGUAAACAAUGGCUGUGUAAGUGUUAAACAACAUUGAUUUGCUUAGUUUUGUUCAGCAUUUCAGUUUUUUUUCUUUUUUUUUUUUUUUUUUUUUGGUCAGCUCUGUCCACCAUUUUACUGUCUCAAUGUUAACAUUAAUUACUGUAUUACGUGCACAAUGUAAACGUGAACUGCCUCAAUUUGCAUAUACACAUUAAAUGGCUCACUGACACUACCUGAAGUGCUAAGUUGUGGUUUUUAAGGAUGAAUAGUGUCUGGUUUUGACGGUAUUAAGGGGGAAUAUGAAAACAAACAAUGAUGACGUUGAAAAUCUGUACCAACUUAUUUCUUUU